AUGUACACAGAUCGACAAAGAAAAGACGGUUAUUGUAAAUACUCAGCUAGAGAACAGGUUUUAGGUGAGUUAAGAAGGUUGUUAGAGAAAUAUUCCAACGAGGAAGUUAGUAUAACGGUAACCGGACAUAGUUUAGGAAGUGCAAUAGCAACGUUAAGUGCUUAUGAUAUAGCGGAAACAGGGUUGAAUGUUAGGAAAGAUGGAAGAAAGGUUCAUGUUUCGGUGUUUUCGUUUUCAGGGCCUAGGGUUGGGAAUAUAAAAUUUAAAUGGAGGUUGGAAAGGAGUUUGGGGAUUAAGGUUUUGAGGGUUCAUAAUAAGCAUGAUUUAGUGCCGAAAUCUCCGGGGGUUUUGAUGAAUGAGAAGUCGCCGAUGUGGUUGUUGAAGAUGGCGGGGGAUAUUGAUAUUCCAUGGUGCUAUACUCAUGUGGGAGUUGAUUUGGAGUUGGACCAUAAGGUUUCGCCAUUUUUGAUACGUGAAGUAGACCCUGCGUCUGCUCAUAAUUUGGAGGCCCAGUUGCAUUUACUUGAUGGAUACCAUGGGAAAAACCGUGAGUAUGCGGCAACAACUUAUAGAGACGUUGCAUUGGUGAACAAGGGUUGUGACUUUGUGAAAGAUGAAUUCUCUGUGCCACCAAAGUGGAGGCAAGAAUUGAACAGGAAUAUGGUGAAGACUGAAAAUGGAAAGUGGAUUCUUGCUCAACGACCUCAAGUUGCUGAAACACCUAAUGAAGAUAUUGGCUCUUAUCUCGCGCAGAUAGGCAUCACUGUACCUAAUUAA
Molecule: messenger RNA, 777 nt
Organism: Vicia faba (fava bean)
Lineage: Eukaryota; Viridiplantae; Streptophyta; Magnoliopsida; Fabales; Fabaceae
Source: the annotation of a GenBank genome assembly